AUGUCCUACUCUCGAGAACGAAUCACGACGCGCUCUGACGCGCCCAUUAUCAAUCCUUACGAGCAAUUUACACAGCCAGAAUUUGACGACUUUAUCGGCGGACUGACGAGCAAGAUUCGAGACGCACUCGACCCGCGCGCACGGCUCCGCAAUAGGGACCGAACAGCAGGAUCUGAGGGCGACUUUUCGCAUUCGGCCUGUUUUACGAGUAUUCGUUUGGCCAGCGACGGAAGCGUUCCUCGGUCGAGUGAAGAGGUACAAGAGGAAGAGGAAGAAGGGGAAGAGGAGGAAGAUGAGUUGGACGAGGAGCGAGAGCCGACGCCGGUCAAAACGCCUGCGCCAAUGGUUGUUGUCAGUGGCGCUGGGGAUGAAGACAGUCCGUUUGUCAUUUCUGAUGAUGAGGAAGAGGACAAUGUUCCAGCGCCAAUACCUCAAGUGGCCAGUCCAAAGCCGGCCUCGACUCUGGAGCAAGUAGAGGAAUACGAGGACCAGGAAGACGAGAUUGGAGGGGAUGAAGAAGAAGAGGAAACGGACUCUGUACUUCUUGACGGAUGGAACGGUGCUCCUGAGGAUAAUGUGCAGGACGUUGACGACGAUGAAGAGUUGCAAGCAGGUGAAGGGUACGAUGUCGAAGAGAAUGCAGAUGACGCUACCGACCAGCAAGAUGGUGAAGAUACGAGAGAAGGCUCUCAUCAACUCGACGAAUUCUUCACGGCAGAUGCAGACCAUGCCAACUUUUUCAUGACCGACAUGCCGCUUAUGGCCGAAUACGUCGAGCACGAGGUCACACAUCAACCUACGCCAGGCAUUCUCCCAAGUCAAUUCCAUAUCCCCAUUCUUCGCCCCGUCGACCAACUUCGCCCAGGAAGGAGGUCAAAUGAACACGAGGAAUCACAGCGAGUUACCUGGAAUCUUUCGCCGAGUACGCGCCAAGACACCCGCCUGCAAGAGCCGGAUGAAGAGCAAGCUAUUGGCACGCAAUCGACUGGAAUAGACGAUCUGAUAUCUUCGACUACACCACCGCUCUCCUUCUGGUUUCACGACACAGUCGCUGACCCAUCACUGGUCUCAGACAACUCGUCAAUCGCCACCAGUAUUGCAGCGGUCGCCGAGCAGGCACAGGACGCUGCCGUUAUCCAUCCGGUUGAUUCGCCUCCGAACGAGUUGGGUGACGCAGACCGUACGUUGCCGGCUGAAGUCGUGCAAGACCUCAAUCGCGACGUCGUCGACUUUCCAGACCCUCAUCGUGUCCCAGAACCGACACUUUUUGGAACUCCGGAGGGCGUUUCGGGCAUCUCCGGACAUGCUGUUGACCCAAGUCUCUGGGCGGAAGCGCCAACGUCCAACGUUAGCGAACAGGAUGCUAGUAGCACAAAGGAGGAAGAGACCAUCUCGCCUAAAUCUCAAUCACCGGAUUUACCACCCGCGUAUAUGCUUAUUCCUCCACAAAUAGACACACGAGAGUCUAGCAAUUCCCAAUUAGGCGGACAUCGUGACGCUUCCGAGCACCAAACCGCCUCCAUUCCUCUGGAAACGCCACAAGAGGAGUUGGAUUUGCUGGGUCAAGUCUUUUGCGGCAAGAUAGCGACUUGCCUUCGACUAUCGAUGGGGACGAGGAGCUGGAAGCAGCUCAGACUGUUCGAGGCGACCAUAGAUGCGGAUCCUGUGGAACCAGGACCUCGAAUCGGCGAAUCCACCUUGCGCUCAGAUGACGAGAGUAGUGCCUUGACAUCGGAUGAAGAGCAACCAGCCAAUGCUCGUACUCGGCGCAAGAUUGCCAAGGGAAAGCGGCAUGCUCCCAUGGGCAGUCGUGAACUCAAAGCACUAGAACUGGACCCUCUAACGCUGGAUAUGCCCCGAGCGCGACGUACUCGAUCCACACAGCCGUCACCAGUUGUUUCUUCUGCUCUUCCUACGUCCAAGGGUAAACGUGUCGAAACGGAGUGCAUCCAGUCCUAUCACACCCACUGUGGCACCAAAGAGGACAAAGCACAACCUGAGGAGUCAACCUACACUGUCGUCUACUUCAAGGCAUCAUCUCCAGCCUUGUCCCAUGUUGCUUCAAAGGCAGGCGAGAUCGAGGGCUCCGUUGAUCACGACGGUCAAGCGAAAGCGCAUAGCUCGAGGGUCGCUCACGGGGAUGACGAAGAUUAUCUGCCCGAGGAGGCUGAGCGGAGCAUCAAGAAGCGAAAGGUGGCUGCACAAGAGCAAGACUUGGAUCACAGCCUGGAAGUGGUAGACCUUGGAUCGGUCCUAGAGCACGCGGAAGCGGACACGGCACAAAAAAGCCUUCCAAAUCGAAAAAGAGAACGGCGGAACUUCGAGGAGAAUCUCAGCGUGACUUCCACUACGCGUUCUGAAAGUGAAGGUUCGGAUUUUGAGCCUGAUGCUCAAAGGGACGAGGAGGAGAAUUCUAGCGCUGAAGAGACUGUCGAGGACCAUGCACAACUGCCAGACCGCAGCGGAGAAGCCGAUAGUCAAGCGACUGAUCAAAAUCCCGCUGAUAGUCACCCAAAACGCAAGCAUCUGCCGCGUGGUCACAGAAUACCCAACGACUUGCGCGUCUACAAGCCCGAUGGCGGCGAGUCGCCUGACGAAUACUUGCCAGAGACGGAGAUUGCAUACCUCAUGGACGUGCGAGGGAUUGCAGAAGGAAGCAGAAACGGAAAGCACAAGGCUAAGCCUCUAUACGACGAGAAGGCUAGUCAAGAUGCAGAAGGGACUCACUCAAUCACCAAGCCUCGCAAGCCGCGAUCAAAACAGUCAAAGAAGGCCAAACCCGCCGCACCUGCUGAAGAGGUCAAGCCAAAGGCGAUAGAUGAGGCUCCAGUGGCUUCACCAUCUCUUGCAUCAGACUCUGCAGCGCCGUCGACAAAGACUGAGCCUCGCCAAGGGAGCGUUGCCACCUCUUCGUCGAUGGAGGUCGAUGCGCCACCCGCUUCAAAAAUGCAAGUCAAGACUACUGGCCUAUGGAGUAGCCUCAGGAACUUCUGGGGCGCUGCCAGCGCUCCGACCACUCAGGCGGAUGCGAAAGGUUCAGGGGAGGACGAUAGUAUGGAUGUCGACUAG
Molecule: messenger RNA, 3069 nt
Organism: Serendipita indica DSM 11827
Lineage: Eukaryota; Fungi; Basidiomycota; Agaricomycetes; Sebacinales; Serendipitaceae
Source: the annotation of a GenBank genome assembly